This is a messenger RNA of Rhodamnia argentea, 1541 nucleotides long. RefSeq names its product protein DETOXIFICATION 27-like. Gene Ontology annotation, molecular function: antiporter activity; xenobiotic transmembrane transporter activity. Bases 1 to 1506 code for a protein of 501 amino acids. The transcript has 8 exons. NCBI's taxonomy places the organism in Eukaryota, Viridiplantae, Streptophyta, Magnoliopsida, Myrtales, Myrtaceae. The record is from RefSeq and is a predicted model, not a curated record. Gene Ontology annotation, biological process: xenobiotic detoxification by transmembrane export across the plasma membrane. Gene Ontology annotation, cellular component: membrane.
AUGGCGACGGUCGACCGCGAUGGCAACGCCCACCAGCUUGUGCUGCAAGAACCAGCGGCGGAUGGGGACCCCCACGGCAGGGAUCAUGAAGACGAAGAGAAGACGAGCUUGAGCAGGAGAGCGUGGGCUGAGACAAGGAAGCUGUGGCACAUCAUCGGUCCCGCCAUCUUCGGCCGCAUGGCCCAAUACACCAUGAACAUCGUCACGCAGGCUUUUGCGGGACACCUUGGGGAGGUUGAGCUUGCCGCCAUGUCCAUCGCCAUCAAUGUCCUCAUCGGCUUCAAUUACGGCCUCUUGUUAGGUAUGGCGAGCGCACUAGAGACGUUAUGCGGCCAAGCCUUCGGCGCGAAGAGAUACCACAUGCUUGGCAUCUACAUGCAAAGGUCGUGGAUCGUGCUCUUCCUGUGUUGCUUCUUGCUGCUCCCAUUCUACGUGUUUGUGGCGCCGCUCCUACAGCUCCUAGGGCAGCCGGACGACGUGGCAGAGAUGACGGGAACGGUGGCUCUGUGGCUUAUCCCGUUGCACUUCAGCUUCGCCUUUCAAUUCCCCCUGUGGAGGUUCUUGCAGAGCCAGCUUAAGACCCAGGUCUUGGCAUGGGUUUCGCUGGCCAGCCUAGCGAUCGACGUGCUCGUGAGCUGGCUCUCCAUCUACGUGUUUGACUUCGGCGUGGCGGGGCUCUGCGUCGGCUUGGAUCUCUCUUGGUGGUUCUUGGUGCUCGCGAUGUUCGCGUACACCGUGUGCGGCCGUUGCCAGCUGACAUGGACCGGCUUCUCCAUGAAGGCUUUCUCGGGGUUAUGGGAGUUCGUCAAACUGUCUGCUGCUUCCGGUGUUAUGCUUUGUUUGGAGAAUUGGUACUACAGGAUAUUGAUACUAAUGACAGGAUAUCUACAAAACGCGACGGUAGCGGUGGAUGCCCUGUCAAUCUGCAUGAGCAUCAAUGGUUGGGAGAUGAUGAUCCCUCUUUCCUUCUUUGCCGCAACCGGAGUGAGGGUGGCGAAUGAGCUUGGAGCUGGAAACGGCAGGGCCGCGAAAUUUGCAACCGUCGUGUCGGUUGUGCAAUCAACAAUGAUUGGUUGCUUCUUCUGUGCUCUCAUCAUGGUUUUGCAUGACAAAUUUGCGUAUAUUUUCGCUUCUUCCGCUGAUGUUCUUGAAGAAGUGGACAAACUCUCUUAUCUUCUUGGCAUCACCAUACUACUGAACGGCGUUCAGCCUGUUCUAUCAGGAGUUGCUGUUGGAUCGGGAUGGCAAGCGUACGUUGCAUACAUCAAUUUGGGAUGCUACUAUAUUGUUGGUCUACCUCUUGGAUUUCUCAUGGGAUGGGUUUUCCACUUAGGUGUCGUGGGUAUUUGGGGCGGAAUGAUUUUUGGAGGCACUGCUGUUCAAACGGUUAUAUUGACCGUAAUAACGAUUCGAUGUGAUUGGGAGAAAGAGGCGGAGAAAGCUAAAGCGCGGGUUGCGAAAUGGUCAACUCCAACCCUUGAAGAUGAUGAAUCAGCGGCUAGCUAAAACUCCUUAUGUGAAUUUGGCUAUCCAAAUGAAUC